Peromyscus eremicus (cactus mouse) is the source of this 1176-nucleotide messenger RNA. Its product is annotated as ankyrin repeat domain-containing protein 7-like. Lineage: Eukaryota; Metazoa; Chordata; Mammalia; Rodentia; Cricetidae. The record is from RefSeq and is a predicted model, not a curated record. The transcript has 7 exons. Gene Ontology annotation, molecular function: protein binding. Bases 147 to 1025 code for a protein of 292 amino acids.
CCUGCUUCAGUUUGACUGGUCAAACCAUAGCCUCGCACUUGUGAGAGUCGCAGAGUUAGGCUCUGGUUGUUAGACGGUCAGUGGUUAAAAGUUCAUCAUUUCCUAAAAUUACUUAGUGUUGAGUUGAUAGAAAGGUCGUCACAGCUAUGUUGUCCACCCUGAGGAAGCUCUUCUGCUUUAAGAAGGAGCCGAAAACCCCCUUGGGGUUUUGUGACGGCCCAAGCAGGGGAACGGGAUACUUGUCCUGCUUUCACUGUGGAACUGAAGACAGGUACCGCCAGCCUUAUGACCCUGAAAACCAAUUUCAUGAGGCAGUAUGCAUGGGAAAGCUCAAAGUGGUGGUGCGUCUCCUCAGGAAGAACCAAUUUCAUGUGAAUGAUGAGGAUGAAGGGAAACGAACUGCGCUCCACUUUGCGUGCUUCUACGGCCAUGUCAAUCUGGUUCGUUUUCUGAUAUUUAAGCGCUGUGAGAUUAAUGCCCUUGACAAUCAAAUGUCCACACCACUAAUGAAGGCUGUACAAAGCUGGGAGACAGAGAUCGUGACUGUCCUACUUGUUAAUGGAGCAGAUCCCAAUAUCAAAGACUGCAACGGAGAAGCAGCGAUCCACCAUGCAGUGUAUGUAGACAGGCCAGAUAUUGCCAGCAGUCUUCUUCAAUUUGGGGGAAACAUUGAAGAUACUACAAAGGAUGGGUUGACCCCUCUGCUGCUAGCACUCCGAGAAAGGAAACCCCGCAUGGCAGCAUACCUAAUCACACACGGUGCGAAUCUUCACGUAUCUGAUCAAUAUCUAAGAACAACACUCAUGUAUACUGUUAGAUGGGAUUGUGAAAUUAUGGUUGAAAUUUUACUGAAGAAUGGUGUUGAUCACCAGUUAAAGGACACAUUUGGAUGGAGUGCUCUUUAUUAUGCCAUUAUGGGGAAACGCAAAACAAAAAUGGUGAUUAUUCAGCACGACUUACUUCUCUGGAAACAACAAAAUACCUUCACACGAAAUCAGCCUGAAGAUGUCUUUUCAUCAGGGUAAGAUUUUAAGGUCUUUGAAUAUGAAUGUUAACUUAUAAUUAGAAGCAGAAAAAAGAACUAAUGUUUAUUGAAUAUUGUGUUCUUCACUGAUUCCAUCUGAUUUAUUUAGUGUCCAUGAUGCAUUAAUAUAAUCAUACAUUUUAAAGCUUUUA